This is a messenger RNA of Trichophyton benhamiae CBS 112371, 1212 nucleotides long. Its product is annotated as Fasciclin domain family protein. Bases 1 to 1212 code for a protein of 403 amino acids. Gene Ontology annotation, biological process: macroautophagy. Gene Ontology annotation, cellular component: fungal-type vacuole membrane. The record is from RefSeq and is a predicted model, not a curated record. The transcript is spliced from 3 exons. Lineage: Eukaryota; Fungi; Ascomycota; Eurotiomycetes; Onygenales; Arthrodermataceae.
AUGGAAAACCACCGGCUUCGACGUAUAGUACGCCAGACACUGCGCGGAACGGCCGUGGUAGUGACUAUCUUGCUGGCAGUACAAUGGACCUUCAAGAGCUCGAGCGACAGCAAGGUCAGCAACUAUAUCAACAGCCGGCUGGGUGCGAACAGUGCCUCUUCGACCCCUGAACCCCAUGGUACUGUGUGGGAGACCAUCAGGAACGAUACCCGUAUCUCCAAAUUUGUGAAAGUGCUGGGAGAAUUCAAGAAUAUCGUAGCCGGUCUUGAUGCACCGAAGGCCAAGUUCACCGUCUACGUCCCAACCGACGAAGCGUUCGAGAAGGAGACCUUUGCCUGGGACCUACCGUCCUUCUACUGGCUCUACCUGAUCGGAUACCAUAUGGGUGCAGGAGCGCUUUCGCAGAAAGAUUUCUCGCACAUGACUACAGCGCCGUCGUUUGUCUUUGCAGACGUCUUCGAGACAUACCGCCAACGCAUUAGCAUACAGAGGGUAGAUGGAGGUGACGGCUUCAUGUUGAACCAUGUAGCCCGGCCGGCUGCUCCUGAGAUGCCUGCAGUGAAUGGUUACGUCCAUCUGAUUGAUCGUGUCCUUAUGAUGCCAGAAUCGACGUCCGACCUCCUACGUGAUGACCCUAAAUUGAGCAAACUGCGCAAAGCUCUCAUCGAUACAGACGUUGCCGUGACAGUCAACGAUACGUCCACCCAUCUCGGCCAGACUGUGUUUGCUCCUACCAAUAAAGCCUUCGACAAGUUGGGAUCAAAAGCCAAUCAGUUUCUCUUUAGCCCCUAUGGCAAAGAAUAUCUAAGAGCUCUGCUUCAAUACCACAUUGUUGCCAACCAGACCAUGUUUAGCAAUUUGCUGUUCCCUCAUAACGGGGAGGCACAGAUCCCCCUGGAAAACGGGUCAAAAAUACAUCUUCCGACUCUGCUUCCUUCCCAUAAUCUGAGUGUGACGGUAGAGAUGGAUGGAUCUCGAGUUUCUCCCAAGAUCAACAAUGCUGUUAGCAUCGAGAGUCAUGACAUCGUGGUGAUGGAUGGCGUGGUACAUAAGAUUGACACCGUCUUGCUACCGCCGCUCCUAUCCAAUGGAGAAGAGUCUACCUCCGAACAAUCAUGGAUAAGCACUAUGGCACAAUGGCUUCUAGGCCCCUCCGGAGUACCGGUGGGAGAGCUGAAAAAAAGAUUAGAGAGACUUGUUGUAGAACCGUGA